Messenger RNA from Asparagus officinalis (garden asparagus), 1536 nucleotides. Its product is annotated as E3 ubiquitin-protein ligase XB3-like. Lineage: Eukaryota; Viridiplantae; Streptophyta; Magnoliopsida; Asparagales; Asparagaceae. The transcript has 8 exons. The record is from RefSeq and is a predicted model, not a curated record. Bases 54 to 1280 code for a protein of 408 amino acids. Gene Ontology annotation, molecular function: protein binding.
CUGGAGACCUUGUAAAUCAGUUAAGAAUCCAUCCUCAACGACCUGAGCCCCAAAUGCUCCGGCGGACCACCGUAUUUGACCGCCUCUCCGCCCUCCACGUCGCCGUCGCCAAUGGCCAGCUUGAGGUUCUUUCGAUGCUCUUGGAUCGACCCGUGGAUAAAGAUGUAGUUAAUAGGCAUAAACAGACUCCAUUGAUCCUUGCUGCAAUGCAUGGAAAGAUUGCUUGUGUGGAGAAGCUACUUCAAGUUGACGCAAAUAUCUUGAUGUUUGAUUCGUUACACGGAAGGAGUUGUUUGCAUUAUGCUGCAUAUUAUGGGCAUUCGGAUUGUUUGCGAGCGAUUCUCUCUGCUGCUAGUUCCACCUCAGUUGCUGACUCUUGGGGAUUUGCCCGAUUUGUAAAUGUCAGUGAUACCAGCGGAGCAACUCCAUUGCAUCUUGCAGCAAGGCAAAGGAGGCCGGAAUGUGUUCAUAUUCUACUUAAUAAUGGAGCUCUUGUAUCUGCUGCUACUGGUGGAUAUGGACGCCCUGGGAGCACUCCUCUUCACUUGGCUGCGCGUGGAGGGUGUUUGGAUUGUGUACGAGAAUUGCUUGCGUGGGGAGCUGAUCGGCGUCAAAUGGAUUCAUCUGGGAGAACACCAUAUGCUGUUGCACUAAAGCGAAAUGGGGCUUGCGCAGCUUUACUAAACCCAGCAACAGCAGAGCCUCUGGUUUGGCCUUCUCCACUCAAGUUCAUCGGUGAACUCGAUCAGGAUGCAAAAAUUCUGCUGGAGAAUGCUCUGAUGGAGGCUAACAGGGAGUGGGAGAAUAAAAUCUUGAAACGAACAUUUUAUUCUUUGCCUUCCCCUACACAUUCAGGUGAUAGUGUUGAUGAUGAUAUCUCCGAGGCUAGUGACACUGAACUCUGCUGCAUCUGUUUCGACCAAGUGUGCACGAUUGAAGUUCAAGACUGCAGACACCAAAUGUGUGCACGUUGUGCACUCUCUCUGUGCUGCCACAACAAGCCAAACCCUACAACCCUAUGCUCACCUACACCGGCCUGUCCCUUUUGUCGAAGCACCAUAGCUCGAUUGGUUACAGCCAAGGGCAAGAACAAGGAAGAACUCAACAUAGACAAUGACAACCAUUCUUUUAAGCUAAGGAAAUCAAGUAGGUCUCGAACUUUCGGCGAGGGGAGCAGUAGUCUCAAAGGCUUGUCUUCAGCCAUGGGCUCGUUCGGUAAGAUCAUGGGUAUUGGUUCUGGUUGCGUUGAUGAUAGAAGUGAUAUACUGGACAAGCUUUAGAUAAGUCCAUUGUUUUGUGUAGAUUUUGGUCAUUGUAAAUGCAGAAAAUAGAUCAGAAUAAACAGUCUUUUGCAGUUUUCAGGUUGGUAGUUGAGUUGUGUGAGCAAGAUUAAAUGCUGAAGCUGAGGAGGGGAAUGGAGAUGAACAGUUUAGGUGGUAGAAUUGAUCCCCUUGAGGGUUAUCAAAAAAAUACCCGUUUGUGUGUUCAAAGCUUUAGAGGCCCCAAAGUAAGUGUGGGCAUAGGUCUACUUGUCUA